Wasmannia auropunctata (little fire ant) is the source of this 2387-nucleotide messenger RNA. RefSeq names its product threonylcarbamoyladenosine tRNA methylthiotransferase. The coding region runs from base 288 to 1910 and encodes 540 amino acids. Gene Ontology annotation, biological process: tRNA methylthiolation. The record is from RefSeq and is a predicted model, not a curated record. Lineage: Eukaryota; Metazoa; Arthropoda; Insecta; Hymenoptera; Formicidae. The transcript has 2 exons. Gene Ontology annotation, molecular function: 4 iron, 4 sulfur cluster binding; tRNA (N(6)-L-threonylcarbamoyladenosine(37)-C(2))-methylthiotransferase activity. Gene Ontology annotation, cellular component: endoplasmic reticulum.
GAAAAUAUACCUAGAUGGCACGGGUAGUAACCUAAUCUAAUUUAAUUAUUUUCUUAAAGAUUACAUUUUCGCUUAAAAUAAAAAUAAAUAGCUGGUCAAUUAAUAACAUAAGAAUCUUAUUUUUGUUCUGAUUAUUUGUAUAUAAAUUUCCGAGAAUCUCAACAGCAAUUAAAAUUGCGUGUGUAGUGUUUACAGAGCACGUGUAGUUAACCUCAAAUUGUUUCGCGACAUGUUUUAAGAGUGCAGUAGGCAACAUCUUCGAGACAACAUUUCUAUAUUUGGCAAAAAUGCCUGCUCCAUGCGAGGACAUUAUCGAGGACAUCGAGGAUUUAAUCGCGUCGCAGGACAUAACGCCCAAGGAGAGGUAUAGUUCGCGGAAACAUAUCACGAUACGGCCGAAGCGAAGAAAACAGCUGGAGGAGGAGGUGUCGCAGCCGUCUAUCCUGUCGAGCAUAAUACCCGGCGCGCAAACGAUCUACGUGAAAACGUGGGGAUGCACGCACAACAGUUCGGACACCGAAUACAUGGCCGGUCAAUUGGCGACGUACGGCUACAAUUUGACUGAGGAUAAACUGAAAGCGGAUUUGUGGCUUCUGAACUCUUGCACCGUGAAGAGUCCCGCGGAAGAUCAGUUCAGGAAUGAGAUAGAGCAUGGGAAAAAGAUUGGCAAGCACGUUGUAGUCGCUGGAUGUGUACCACAAGGGGCUCCAAAAUCUUCCUUCCUUCAAGGGCUGAGUAUGAUCGGAGUGCAGCAAAUUGAUCGAGUGGUAGAGGUCGUAGAGGAAACGUUGAAAGGAAAUACAGUAAGAUUCUUACAGCAGAAAAAGGAUUCUGGGAAGAAAUCGGGCGGUGCUUCGCUGAAUCUUCCAAAGGUGCGCCGGAAUCCGCUCAUCGAGAUCAUAGCCAUUAACACGGGCUGCCUGAAUCAGUGCACCUAUUGCAAGACGAAGCAUGCGCGGGGUGAACUGGGUAGCUAUCCCCCGGAGCAGAUAGUCGAGCGGGCCAGGCAGGCCUUCGAGGAGGGUGUAUGCGAGUUGUGGCUCACGUCGGAAGACACAGGCGCUUACGGCAGAGACAUUGGCACCAGCCUGCCGGAACUGCUGCGGCAACUGGUGGACGUGAUCCCCGACGGUUGCAUGAUGCGCGUCGGCAUGACCAAUCCACCGUACAUCCUGGAGCAUUUGGACGAGAUGGCCAAGAUCCUGCGGCACCCCAGGGUCUACAGCUUCUUGCACAUCCCGGUGCAAUCCGGCAGUGAUCAGGUGCUGGCCGACAUGAAGCGGGAAUAUACGCGUGCCGAGUUCGAGCACGUAGUGAACUUUCUGGGCGAGCGGGUGCCCGGUCUAACUGUUGCCACGGAUAUUAUUUGCGGUUUCCCCACGGAAACGGAGAUGGAUUUCGAGGAGACGAUGACGCUCUGUCAGAAGUACAAGUUCCCAAGCCUCUUCAUCAAUCAGUUCUUCUCGCGACCCGGCACGCCCGCCGCGAGGAUGCCGAAAGUACCUACGCAGAAAGUGAAGACGAGGACCAAGAGACUGUCGGAAUUCUUCCAGUCGUACGAGCCAUACGGCCAUAAAGUGGGACUGCUGCAGAAGGUGCUAGUGACGGAGGUAUCGCAUGAUAAGCAGCAUUACGUGGGUCAUAACAAAUUCUACGAACAGGUGUUGAUUCCGAUGAAGGAGGAGUACAUGGGGAAAAUGGUCGACGUAAGGAUUACAGAAGCGACGAAGUUCUCUAUGAAGGGAGAACCGAUCGGUAAAGGUGUGUCCCCGGCACUGAAAUCUCCUUUGCCACAAGGAGUCGUUUCCACAGUAUCGUACGAAACGAAGCCGUCGAAAUACGGAAUAGUAACAAUCACAAUGAUCUUUUUAGCUGUGAUACUUAGAAUAUUAUGGAAAUUUCUGACUUAGAAACACAUAAUUUGUACAAGAAUCUGUAAAUCAAUUAUACAAACACACUGAAAAAGUAUGUUAUAAAUUGUAAUUUUAUAUCCGUAAUAGAAUAAAUACUUUUAAAUAUUUAUUUAAAGUUAAAAUAAGCCUUAUGAGUUUUGAGUAAAGAACACACAAGAUUACGCGAAAAAAUAUUUAUAUUUAACUAUAUUUAAUUGACAAUACAGGAACCUACCCUGAAAGGGCUUACAACAUUCAAUUAGCUUAAUGCACAUUUGCUAUAAUAAUUCGUUGACUUCUGAACGCAUUUUCUAAAAUCGUUUAUAACAUAUAAAUUCGAAAUUCUCCAGAUAUAAAAUAUAAUAAUAAUAUGCGGAAGUUAUUGAGCAUUCUCGCAUUUUGUUGAAGUAUAUGUCGAGCAAAUGUAUCAAACUUAUAUACUAAACAUGAAAAUAUGUUCGCUUUUAUAAAAAUAUCAUUAUUUUUCUUAUUGUA